CGGAAGGCUGGUGGCGUCCGUGAGGUCAUCAGUGGUCGCCGGCAGCCCCGGCAGGAAGGGGCGUGCGCGCUGGCCGGCGCCUGCCGGGGCCUCGGCCUCCAGUCACGGCGCGCGCCCGACAUGCCGGAGGAGGCGGGCUUCCCGCCGGCCAAGAGGUUCCGGCCGGGCUGCGGGCCUCCCGGGGGGCGCGUGGUGAUGCUGCUGACCGCGGGCGGCGGCGGCGGCGGAGGCGGCCGGAGGCAGCAGCAGCCGGUCCUGGCCCAGCCCGCGGCCAGCCCCUACCCCGAGGCGGUGGAGCGGCAGCGCCGGAGCCUGCCGAUCUUCCAGGCGCGGGGGCAGCUGCUGGCCCAGCUCCGAAACCUGGACAGCGCCGUCCUCAUCGGGGAGACGGGCUCUGGGAAGACGACUCAGCUCCCGCAGUACCUCUACGAGGGGGGCGUUGGCCGCCAGGGCGUCAUCGCGGUGACCCAGCCUCGCCGGGUGGCCGCCAUCUCUCUUGCGUCUCGAGUCUCGGACGAGAAGAGAACUGAACUCGGGAAGCUGGUUGGCUAUUCCGUGCGCUUUGACGACAUCAGCUCCGAGGACACCAGGAUCAAGUUCCUGACGGACGGCAUGCUUCUGCGAGAAGCGAUUUCAGACUCCUUGCUCCGGAAGUACAGCUGUGUCAUUUUGGACGAAGCCCACGAACGGACCGUCCACACGGACGUGCUCUUCGGGGUCGUGAAGGCCGCGCAGAAGCGGAGGAAGGAGCUGGGGAGGCUGCCUCUCAAAGUGAUCGUGAUGUCCGCCACGAUGGACGUGGAUCUGUUCUCGCAGUAUUUCGGCGGGGCACCCGUCCUCUACCUGGAGGGUCGGCAGCAUCCCAUCCAGGUGUUUUACACCAAACAGCCUCAGCAGGACUACCUGCACGCCGCUCUCGUCUCCGUCUUCCAGAUCCACCAGGAGGCCCCCCCCUCUCAGGACAUCCUGGUGUUCCUCACCGGCCAGGAGGAGAUCGAAGCCACGAGCAAGAUCUGCCGAGACAUCUCCAGGCACCUCCCGGACGGCUGCCCCUCCCUGCUGGUCCUGCCUCUGUACGCCUCCCUGCCCUACGCCCAGCAGCUCCGCGUCUUCCAGGGAGCCCCGAAGGGCUGUCGCAAAGUGAUCAUUUCCACCAACAUUGCCGAAACCUCCAUAACCAUUCCGGGAAUAAAAUACGUAGUCGACACGGGCAUGGUUAAAGCAAAGAAGUAUAAUCCCGACGGCGGCCUGGAGGUGCUGGCCGUGCAGCGCGUGUCAAAGACCCAGGCCUGGCAGCGCACGGGCCGGGCCGGCAGGGAGGACAGUGGCGUCUGUUACCGGCUAUACACGGAGGACGAGUUCGAGAAGUUUGACAAGAUGACCGUGCCAGAGAUCCAGAGGUGUAACCUGGCCGGCGUGAUGCUGCAGCUCCUGGCAAUGAAAGUGCCCGACGUGCUCACCUUCGACUUCAUGUCCAAGCCCUCUCCGGACCACAUUCAGGCGGCCGUGGCACAGCUGGAGCUGCUGGGAGCCCUGGAGCGGAAGGACGAGCAGCUCACGCUGACGGCGCUCGGAAGGAAGAUGGCAGCUUUCCCUUUAGAGCCCAGGUUCGCCAAAGCCAUCCUCCUGUCCCCCAAGUUCCACUGCACGGAGGAGAUGCUGACCAUCGUCUCCCUGCUCUCCGUGGACAGCGUCCUGUGCAACCCUCCCUCCCGGCGGGAUGAGGUGCAGGCCGUCCGCAGGAAGUUCGUGUCCAGCGAGGGCGACCACGUCACCUUGCUCAACGUCUACCGGGCCUUCAGAAACGCCGGCGGGAACAAGGAUUGGUGCAAAGAGAAUUUUGUCCACAGCAAGAACGUGAUGCUGGCGGGCGAAGUCCGAGCACAGCUGAGGGACAUCUGCCUGAAGAUGUCGAUGCCCAUGGUGUCCUCCCGCGGGGACGUGGAGAGCAUCCGCCGCUGCCUGGCCCACAGUCUGUUCAUGAGCACUGCCGAGCUGCAGCCCGACGGCACCUACGCGACCACGGACACGCACCAGCCGGUGGCCGUCCACCCCUCGUCCGUCCUCUUCCACUGCCGGCCGGCCUGCGUCGUGUACACGGAGCUGCUCUACACCAGCAGGUGCUACAUGCGGGGCCUGUGCGUGGUGGACGCGGACUGGCUGUACGAGGCCGCCCCCGACUACUUCCGGAGGAAGCUGAGGGCCGCCCGAGACUGAGCCGCUGCGCUCGCAGGCCCACGACCCACCGGGACCAGGGGGGCGGGGGGCCCGGGGCGGCCGGCCCCACCGCCAGGAGCUCGAAGCGUGUUUGUCCCAAGCGCUGAGACGGAACCGCGGACGCGCGGUGGGAACCUCGGCCCCGCGUUCGGUGGCUGCUCUGUGGCUCUGGGUGACCGCGAGCCUCAUUCCUCAUCCGCCACGUGGGGUGAUCAGAGCGGUGCUGACAGGCUCGGGUUUGGGGAGCGUGGAAGGGGAGUGCCCAGGUCCCCACCUGGCCCACGAUGAGCCGUCACGCCCGGCGGACUGCUUUCUCCUGACGGACUUGAGUCCAGAGUCCCCUGGGUCCUGGUGACUGAGAGGACUUUCUGGAAGGGACCCCAGCAGGCCGCUGAGCUCAGCUCCUGUCGCCUGUCUGUAACUCCUGUAGAAGCUUGAGGAGGGAAAUGCCGCGGUCUUAGCUCCCGGGCUCGCCUCCCCUCAUGAGCCUCAUCCCCGGGGGUGAGGGGGGACUUGCAGGGUCUCCACAGUCUCCUCCCUGCCCCGUGUCGUGAGAAGGGAAAGGACACCAAAAGUUGCCCUUAGCCGUUUCAUUAUGGGAAGCAAGUAAUCUUUCCCCAGAUGGUGUUUUGCCCUAAGGAGGCCGAGUUAGCCUUUCUGUCGUGCUUCAUUCUAAACCGGGAUACGUGGGGUUUCGGUCGUUCCUCGCGCAGCGGGCCGUGCGGUUUCUAGGCAGGGGCCACACCGCCCGAGACACACUUCAGCGGCUGUGGUGAGUCUGCUCUGGGCCCAGGGGCCCUUCUCCCAGACCAUCCUGCUGGCGCUCUCCGGCCUCACCCGUCCGUCCUUCCGGCACCGGCCGAGCCCGAGCGCCCGCGUGUUGGGUCAGCGUGAGGGCCGUCGGGCACCUGGACGGACUUGCGUUAGAAAUAGCGACGUGCGGGCCAGAUAGGGUCCCACAGGUCCGAGAUGCCCCAUUUUCCUGAAUUCUUAGACUUCUAGUCGGCCUUCCCCUGACCACCUUGUUCUUUACGGUUACUGACUUUCUGACGAGUUUUUCAGAAAAAAUUUUAGGUGUAUUUUUCUCACUUCUUAAUAGAGGCCUGGGAUGUUCAGCCUGACUUGGUAAAAGAAAAAAAGUGUAUUUUUAAUAAAACAUGAAUCGUGUUGGUAAAAAAAAAAA
Messenger RNA from Acinonyx jubatus (cheetah), 3400 nucleotides. It is a transcript of the gene DHX33, whose product is annotated as DEAH-box helicase 33. Lineage: Eukaryota; Metazoa; Chordata; Mammalia; Carnivora; Felidae. The record is from RefSeq and is a predicted model, not a curated record. The transcript is spliced from 12 exons. Gene Ontology annotation, biological process: positive regulation of transcription by RNA polymerase I. Gene Ontology annotation, cellular component: nucleolus; intracellular anatomical structure. The coding region runs from base 121 to 2217 and encodes 698 amino acids. Gene Ontology annotation, molecular function: RNA binding; ATP binding.